CAGCCUCUCCAUCGCCGGAAGUCAGGGUCCCUGCGCUUCCUUUUUCGUCCCGCUGCCGGUGGUUCGUGCGUGCUCGCGCCUGUAGCAUUCGGUUUUUACGCGUUAGCAUUUAACCCGGUGCUUCAUCAUGUCUUACCCAAACGAGGAGGAGGAAUAUGAGCCCUACAGCUACAGUGAAUAUGACUCGCUUCAUACUGGUGAUCCCAAAGCCGAUCUGGCGUUCGAGCGACAGUACGAGCACCAGCAGACGUACCACGUCAUCCCCGAGGUGAUCAAGAACUUUCUGCAGUACUUCCACAAGACCAUCUCUGACCUGAUUGACCAGAAGGUGUACGAGCUGCAGGCCAACCGCGUCUCCAGCGAGAGCAUCGAACAGAAGAUCUACGAGAUCCAGGAUGUUUAUGAGAACAGCUGGAAUAAGCUGACAGAUCGUUUCUUCAAGACGUCUCCAUGGCCAGAGGCGGAAGCAAUUGCUUCCUUAGUGGGAAACGACGCUGUUUUUCUGAUCCUCUACAAGGAGCUUUACUACCGUCACAUUUAUGCCAAAGUCAGCGGUGGCCCAACACUUGACCAGAGAUUUGAAUCCUACUACAAUUAUUGCAAUCUCUUCAACUACAUCCUCAAUGCUGAUGGUCCUGCACCAUUGGAGCUUCCCAACCAGUGGCUCUGGGAUAUUAUCGAUGAGUUCAUCUAUCAAUUCCAGUCAUUUAGCCAGUACCGCUGCAAAACAGCCAAGAAGUCAGAGGAGGAGAUUGACUUCCUGAGGAACAACCCAAAGAUCUGGAACGUGCACAGUGUGCUGAACGUGCUGCAUUCGCUGGUGGACAAGAGCAACAUCAACCGCCAGCUGGAGAUCUACACCAGCGGAGGAGACCCAGAGAGCGUGGCUGGAGAGUAUGGCCGUCACUCUCUGUACAAGAUGUUGGGCUACUUCAGCUUAGUGGGCUUGCUGAGGCUGCACUCCUUGCUGGGGGAUUACUACCAGGCCAUCAAGGUCCUGGAGAACAUCGAACUCAACAAGAAGAGCAUGUAUUCACGCGUACCCGAGUGCCAGAUCACCACCUAUUACUACGUGGGUUUCGCCUAUCUGAUGAUGCGCCGCUACCAGGAUGCCAUUCGUGUCUUCGCCAACAUCUUACUCUACAUCCAGAGGACCAGGAACAUGUUCCAGAGGUCCACAUACAAAUACGAGAUGAUUAACAAGCAGAACGAGCAGAUGCAUGGGCUGCUGGCCAUCGCACUGACCAUGUACCCCAUGAGGAUCGACGAGAGCAUCCACACGCAGCUGCGAGAGAAAUACGGAGACAAGAUGCUGCGCAUGCAGAAAGGAGACCUGCAGGUGUUCGAGGAGCUGUUCAGCUUCGCCUGCCCCAAGUUCCUGUCGCCCGUCGUCCCCAAUUACGACAACGUACACCCGAAUUAUCACAAAGAACCAUUCCAGCAGCAGCUCAAAGUGUUCGCAGAGGAGGUCCAGCAGCAGGCUCAGCUCUCCACCAUCCGCAGUUUCCUAAAGCUCUACACCACCAUGCCCGUGGCCAAGCUGGCCGGAUUUCUGGACAUGUCCGAGCAGGAGUUCCGCAUUCAGCUGCUCGUAUUCAAGCACAAGAUGAAGAACCUGGUGUGGACCAGCGGCAUCUCGGCGCUGGACGGAGAGUUCCAGUCAGCCUCAGAGGUCGACUUCUAUAUCGACAAGGACAUGAUCCACAUUGCAGAUACGAAGGUGGCCCGCCGUUACGGAGACUUCUUUAUUCGGCAGAUCCACAAGUUUGAAGAACUGAAUCGCACCCUGAAGAAAAUGUCUGCAACCGGCACCCCAAGCUCCACCAGCGCCACAUCACGAUCAUAACAGUGCUCGCUAAAUAAUUUUAUAUUAUUAUUAUUAUCCUUGUACUGCAGCUUCAGCAGAAGGUGCAUUAACCCAACUUUGACAAAAGAUGAGAAGCCUACCUUUUCUCAUGGAGGAUGAAGAUUUGGUGUCCAGCUUUAUUUUUUUUUCCAACCUCCAGCAUUUUCCUCUUGAAGAGUCUUUUUUUGGGCUGGAAAAAAAUAAAGUUGACGUUACAUACA
This is a messenger RNA of Silurus meridionalis, 2067 nucleotides long. RefSeq names its product eukaryotic translation initiation factor 3, subunit 6 interacting protein (gene eif3s6ip). Bases 128 to 1846 code for a protein of 572 amino acids. The record is from RefSeq and is a predicted model, not a curated record. NCBI's taxonomy places the organism in Eukaryota, Metazoa, Chordata, Actinopteri, Siluriformes, Siluridae. Gene Ontology annotation, biological process: translational initiation. Gene Ontology annotation, cellular component: eukaryotic translation initiation factor 3 complex; cytoplasm. The transcript has 15 exons. Gene Ontology annotation, molecular function: translation initiation factor activity; protein binding.